UCUCAAGUGCCCUUUAUAUGUUGUAUGUUUUUUCUAAGAUGGUAGACAGUAAGAUGAUUACUGAUUUUAUAAACCGCUAUGGGGUAGAAUUUCAGUUUUUUGUUUAGAUUUGGGGACUCUUCGGCACGCAAAUUACAUGCUAAUGAUGGGGCUUUUGCUGGCAGUAAACCUUUCUAUUUGAGGGCAUCCAGUUUUCUGUGCUCUUGUAAGGGGCAACAAGAAUGGAGGAUCAGAGGCCUGUUGAUUCUGUUGGCAAUACAUUUUUCUUUUCUUCUGUUUCUUUGCCCAUUUGGAAUCAGUUUGCACUCAAGUGGCAUAACUUUCCCUUUAGUCUGUAUGUUCUUGAACCAGGUAAGGAAUAAAAAGACCACGCUUCUGUGUUUUGAGAGAUCAACGUUGACAGUCUGGCACAACAUAGCCUACUUAUCCAUAAGUAACCAGCAAAAGCCCAGGAAAGGGAAUCUUUAAAUUUCAGUCUGUUUUAAUGUUAAAUGUCUUUUACCUGUUUAUGGUAAGUAUAUACAAUUCAUAAUGAACUGUACCAUGCUGUUGACCCCAAAAAUCAUAAACUCUUUUGUUUUGUGUAUCUUGAUUUUUCUGUGUGCUUUAUAGCGAAGCAGCUGACACGAGUCGCUUGUUCAUAAAACAUCUUUUGAAACUUGAGAGCACACCCCACUGGAGAACCGACUGUGCUUGCUUACGUUUGGUUCAUGACUAAAAAAUCAAGUACAGGAGUAAUUCCUGAUGAGGCUAAAGCUUUGUCUUUGUUGGCGCCAGCAAAUGCUGUUGCAGGGCUGCUUCCAGGGGGAGGACUUCUGCCUACACCAAAUCCAAUGGCAUCGAUUGGAGGCGUUCCUUUGUCCGCUCUGGGGGGUCCCACACUUGACCAAGGCCUUGCUGCGUAUGGGUUGCAAGGAGCAAGCUUAAAUUCUCAGUCUCUGGCAGCAGAUCAGCUUUUGAAGCUCAUGAGCAGCGUGGACCCAAAGUUGAAUCAUGUGACAGCAGGAUUAGUGAACCCAGCAAUGAAAUCUGAUGCGUCAAGUAAAGAAAUAGAGGAAGCUAUGAAGAGAGUCAGAGAAGCGCAGUCAUUGAUUUCAGCUGCUAUUGAGCCAGGAAAUAAGAAAGAAGACAAACGAAAACAUUCAAGAUCCCGAUCCCGAUCUAGAAGGCGAAGAUCCCGUUCCCGCUCCAGACAUAGACGUUCAAAGAGCAGAUCCAGGCGAAGGUCACAAUCCAAAUCAAGAAGCAGAAGGCGAUCUAAAAGUCCUAGGCGGCGGAGAUCACAUUCUAGAGAGAGGAGCAGGCGUUCAAGAAGCAAAUCCCGGGAUAGAAAGAAAGAAGAAAAAGAAAAGAAACGCUCUAAAACUCCACCGAAGAGCUACAGUACUACUAGAAGAUCUCGAAGUCCUAGCAGGGACAGAAGACGUAGAAGAAGUCGCAGUGUAAGUCGAUCUCCUAAAAAGUCACCCAAAAGAAAGAUCUCCAAAUCACCCUCCCCUAGAAGGCACAAGAAAGAAAAGAAGAAGGAUAAGGAGAGAGAGCGAGACAGAGGUAGAGAAAGAGAGAAAGACCGAGACAGAAGCAGAGAUGAAAGGGAAAGAUCAACCAGCAAGAAGAAGAAAAGCAAGGACAAGGAAAAAGAGCGGGAAAGAAAAUCGGAUGGUGAGAAGGGAGAUGUAAAGCGCUCUAAACUGGGACUGUUGCAGGCACAGAUGGCUAAGGGAGAACAGAAUGAGGUGACAAGAGAUUAUGAUGAAGAGGAGCAGGGGUAUGACAGUGAAAAAGACAAAAAAGAGGACAAAGGUUCAGACUCUGCUUCUCCUAAGGUGAAGGAAUCUUCGGUUGAUAAAGGAGUGGGAGACACAGUAAGAGAAUCCAAAGUGAAUGGUGAUGAUCAUCAUGAAGAAGACAUGGACAUGAGUGAUUGAAUGCAUUCAGGUUUCCUAACGUGUUUAGCAGUGCUUAUAGCACAUUAGCACUCAUGCAUCAGUACCAUUCCUUUAGCUUUUUUUGUGUUUUUCAAAUAGCAGCAAGAAGAAUAUACUUGGUGCCUUGAGUGUUGGCUGGAGAACUGCAGUCUUAAAUGUACAGUUAAAAAAAAAUGCAUCUGUUGGAAACAUUACAUCAUAAAUCUGGGAGACUAAACCAGUUGGUUUCAUUUACAGUAGAUGGAAUGCCCCUGUGCAUGGUGGUUGUGAGUUGUUCAUUUCAAUACUAAAAUACUGUAUUAUCAGGGUCUGUCUUUACUGAUUUUUGACUAACAGGGAAGUCACAUGGGUAUUUCUUCUGUUCUGUUAUAUACGCUCUUAUUCGAGUGAACCAGCAUCCAUAAAACUGUAGAGCUUUUUGUUUUUAUUUGUAUUUGUGUGCUUCUAGAGCGAGUAUACAGAUAAGUAAUGCUAUGUUAUAUUUUUUGAAAGUGUUUCUUUACAGGUGUGGAAUUAUCUUUUGCUUAUGUAACAAAAUGACAUUUCAAAAUAAACAAGUAAUGCAUAGCUAUUACACUGGUGGGUAUUCAAUCUGUUUCCAUUAUGUAAAUACAUAUAAACAUUUAACUUUGUUUGAAAAUAACACAUUCUGAUAUUAAGCCUUGUGACAGUAGUUUUGAGAACUAGUUGUCUUUAAUUGCCCUGGUCUGAUUUAUAAUUUCUUUAAAUAAAGCUCUAGUUGAUGUAUUUUGUGACACUGUUAAUGUACACGUUCUUGAUCUUGUUGCCCACUGUUCACUGUUGUAUUUGGAAUAUGCAGAGAUGAUCUGAUUUGUGCUCAAUCUUGUGGAGCUCUUAUUUUUCUUUCCACCCUCAUAUCGGUUCAAAAUUUGUUGUGGGUUAUAGUCUACUCUCUGUUCAUGUACAGUUUAUGAAGCGUUUUACAAGUGAGUAUCUUUGAUAAUAAAACCCCUACAAAAUAA
Molecule: messenger RNA, 2911 nt
Organism: Polyodon spathula (Mississippi paddlefish)
Lineage: Eukaryota; Metazoa; Chordata; Actinopteri; Acipenseriformes; Polyodontidae
Product: serine/arginine-rich splicing factor 11-like
Exons: 12
Coding region: 711-1928 (405 amino acids)
Cellular component (GO): nucleoplasm
Molecular function (GO): RNA binding
Source: RefSeq, a predicted model, not a curated record